AAAAAAAACAACACAUACAAAUAAAUGGGUGACGUGCCUAGUGCCAACACGGAGAAUUGUUAUUAUUUGUAAAUUGAAAAAAGGCUCAGAGCCCUGGCGAGUGGCAUCAAAUGCGCUAAACACCUACGAGCUAACAGGAGAGCAGCAGCAGCAGCAGUAGCAGCAGCAGCAGCGGCAGCGGCAGCAGCAGCAGCAGCAGUGAGCAGCAGUCAGAGCAAGAACCAAAAAGAUGGGCAUAAACGUCAGCAGAAAUGCCGACUUGGCGUCGAAUGAAUGGCUUCAGCGGUUUGUGGCGCGACAGCACAUAGCCCACGACGACGAGGCCUUCUGGAACGGGCUGCUCAACUACAAUAUAGUAAUGCCAGAGAACAGCCAGGAUCAGCUGAGCUUGGACUCGCGCCUGGAGACACUGUGUCAAUCGUUUAUAGGCAAUAAUCUGAAGACGGGUAAUUUCGGCUCGCUGAUCACCGUCUUUCUGGAGAAGGCCUCGGAGCUGUUGUCGCUCUCGGAUCAGGAGAGCAACAUGCAUGUGUGGCACACGUUCAAUGCGCUCUUCAUCAUACGCACACUGAUCAAGUAUAUCAACGAGACGGGCUCCGAGUUUCAGCUGCUGCAGCACUUCGAGGCCAUGCCCAGCGCCGAGCAGCUAAAAGCCGCCGAGGAGCAACAACAGCAACAGGCAGCGGCUAGCAUUGCCAUUGAGGCGACGGAACAGGCGCCGCUGGCAGCGCUCAUUGUGGACGGCGCCAAGUUCGAGACGUUCAUCGAUGCGCUGUUCAAUCUAAUUGUUGUCAUACCCGUCAAGGAGUUCACCUAUCAUCUGCAUCUCGAGUCUGUCAACACGCUGAUCACGCUGCUGGCGGUGCAUCUGUUUGCCCAGCAGCAGCAGCAGCCCACAGAUAAAUCCAUUGUCUUUCGCACCAUUUACAAGUGCCAGCACGCGAAUGUGCUGAUGUCGGCGCUGCUGCAUUUUGUGGCACGCAUGGUGGAGGUGCCGCACACCAUGUUCGGCUCCAGUUCGGCUGGUUCGUUUGUCUUUGGCAUUGCCGAGUCGCUGCUGUCCAUUUUCACGUUUCGCAAGCAACAGGAUGUGCUCAAGACGAGCAACGCCACCGGCGAGGAGCUGUCGCAGCAAUUCCGCACGCAUUAUCCCUUGGCUAACCAGAGCCUGUUGCUCAUACUGAUAUUGACUAAUCACUGUACCGCCCAGGAUAAUGCCUAUCGCACGAGCCUGUUUGGCUGCGCCGAUUCGAAGGAUUCGCCCAAGCAGGGCAGCGGCGCGGUCUCCUUUCAAAUUGACUUCUCGGCUGUGUACGAGACCCUGUGCCGCAUUGUGACCAUCGAUCAGGCGACGCUGUUGCUUUAUUUGCUGCUGCAUCGCAACGAGCGCUUCUACAGGUUUGUCAUGCAACAGCAGGAUCUGGAGCAGCUGGUCAUACCCAUACUGCAGACGCUGUACAAUGCGCCCGACAGCAAUUCACAUCACAUCUACAUGUCGCUCAUCGUGCUGCUCAUACUCAGCGAGGACGAGGGCUUCAAUAAGAACGUGCACACAAUUCUGCUGAAGAACAUCAGCUGGUAUACGGAGCGCACGAUAUCGGAGAUAUCGCUGGGCGGCAUUCUCAUCCUGAUUGUCAUACGCACCAUUCAGUACAAUAUGCUGAAGAUGCGGGACAAGUAUUUGCACACCAAUUGCCUGGCCGCGCUGGCCAACAUGUCUGGCCAUUUUCGUGCCCUGCAUCCGUAUGUGGCACAGCGUUUGGUAUCGCUAUUCGAGACGCUGGCGCGCAAGCAUACACGUUUGGAUGCCCAGCUGAAGGAGCCGGCCGAUAGUGCUGUGUUUGUGAAUGUGGCAACAACGCCCGAGGACAUGAUGCAGGAUUUGAGUGUGCUGGAGGAGGUGCUGCGCAUGGUAUUGGAAAUCUUAAACUCCUGCCUUACAAAUCAGCUCGUCUACUGUCCCAAUUUGGUUUAUACGCUGCUCUACAAGCGCAGCGUCUUCGAGGGCUUCCGCAGUCAUCAUGCGUUCCAAGAUGUCAUACAAAACAUCGAUAUGGUGGUUGGCUUCUUCUCCUCGCGCCUGCAGCGUGUGCAGGAGCAGCGCGGCGAGCUGGGCGUCAACGAAGUGCUCGAGGUGAUAUCAAAAGGCGCCAGCCAAUGGUCCAGCGAUCGCCUGAGGAAAUUCCCGGAUCUAAAGUUUAAAUAUGUUGAGGAGGAUGCGCCCGAGGAGUUCUUCAUUCCAUAUGUCUGGACGCUCGUCUGCAAAUACGGUUGCGUUCACUUCAGCUCCGAGAGCAUCAAGAGCGUCACCACGGACAUCGCGUGCUAAUAUUAGAUCCUAUCUACGUCUGCGCCUUCCUUCCUUUCAACACUCGCCGUUUCGCUUUGAUGUGCUUUGCUCGCCGCUGGAGCACAAUUGUUU
Messenger RNA from Drosophila montana, 2422 nucleotides. RefSeq names its product dymeclin. Bases 230 to 2329 code for a protein of 699 amino acids. NCBI's taxonomy places the organism in Eukaryota, Metazoa, Arthropoda, Insecta, Diptera, Drosophilidae. The record is from RefSeq and is a predicted model, not a curated record. The transcript has 5 exons. Gene Ontology annotation, biological process: Golgi organization. Gene Ontology annotation, cellular component: Golgi apparatus.